ACAAUUCAGUCCUCCCAAUCUGUCUCAGAAUCCAAAGCACUGCAGAAGAGGGGGAAAAUGGCACUUCCCCAGUUUCUGCAAUACUUGGUUCUAAGUUUCUUCUUCAUUUUAAGCUUCUUUGCUUUUGAUCUGCAGGCGACAGAUCCUCCUUUAACACUGGACUAUUACGCGUCGACAUGUCCUACCGUGCUGGAAAUUGUGAGGAAGGAGAUGGAAUGUGCUGUGCAAUCGGAUCCACGUAAUGCAGCAUCCAUUCUCCGGCUGCAUUUUCAUGACUGCUUUGUACAGUUAGCUCCAUGGACACAGGGCUGUGACGGGUCAAUUUUGCUAGAUGACACGAUAACACUCCAAGGAGAGAAGAAAGCACCCGCCAAUGUGAACUCUCUGAGAGGUUUCGAGAUUAUUGACAGUAUCAAGAAUAAGCUCGAAUCAGAAUGCCCUGAAACUGUGUCUUGUGCAGAUAUGCUUACCAUUGCAGCAAGGGAUGCUGUUAUUCUGGUUGGUGGGCCUUACUGGGACGUUCCUCUGGGUAGAAAAGAUUCAAGAACUGCAAGCUUCAGCCUAGCAACCUCGAACCUGCCCACUCCUGAACAGGGUCUUCUGGGUCUCAUAUCAAAGUUCCUGUAUCAAGGCCUCUCAGUUACAGAUAUGGUUGCUCUUGUAGGUGCACACACCAUUGGCAUGGCUCGAUGCGUGAACUUCCGAGAGAGGAUCUAUGGAGACUUCCAGGAAACUGCAGGCAGUGAUCCGCUCAGCGAGACGUAUCUCAGCAGCUUGAAAUCUACUUGCCCACCCACUGGGGGAGAUGACAACAUCACUGCACUGGACUACUUUUCGCCUAACCUUUUCGACAACUCCUUCUACCAUCUACUGCUCAAAGGAGAAGGAUUACUGAACUCGGACCAGGAAUUGUAUUCUAGUCUUCUGGGGUUCCAAACCAAGGAGCUUGUUCAGAAAUAUGCAUUAGACUCGGUUGCUUUCUUUCAGCAGUUCUCAGAUUCUAUGGUGAAGAUGGGAAAUAUUACUGAUCCUGAGAACUUCACCACUGGGGAAGUAAGGAAAGAUUGCAGAUUUAUUAACACAUGAGCUCCAUCAUAUUUAGUAACAAUCUUGCACAUUUGACAGUAUAUAUAUGCAUGGAAAUUAAAUAAAUAUGUUUGUAUACGAGGGUUGUUAUAACAGAAAUUCCAUCAUGUACUACACAGAAGCUAUUGAUCAUUUGCUUGUUCAUUUCUUGUUUACUAAAGAUGGGGGAAAGGAAUCCUCCCUGUUGCAUUCUUCAUAUAUAUUCAUAUUAUAUUCAUGUAACUUGAAGUUAAUCAAAGUUUGUUCAAUUCGAA
This is a messenger RNA of Nelumbo nucifera (sacred lotus), 1340 nucleotides long. RefSeq names its product peroxidase 11-like. Gene Ontology annotation, molecular function: peroxidase activity; heme binding. The record is from RefSeq and is a predicted model, not a curated record. Gene Ontology annotation, biological process: hydrogen peroxide catabolic process; response to oxidative stress. Lineage: Eukaryota; Viridiplantae; Streptophyta; Magnoliopsida; Proteales; Nelumbonaceae.